Molecule: messenger RNA, 5118 nt
Organism: Cynoglossus semilaevis (tongue sole)
Lineage: Eukaryota; Metazoa; Chordata; Actinopteri; Pleuronectiformes; Cynoglossidae
Gene: erbb2
Product: erb-b2 receptor tyrosine kinase 2
Exons: 28
Coding region: 203-4759 (1518 amino acids)
Biological process (GO): positive regulation of cell population proliferation; negative regulation of apoptotic process; protein phosphorylation
Cellular component (GO): plasma membrane; signaling receptor complex; basal plasma membrane
Molecular function (GO): ATP binding; transmembrane receptor protein tyrosine kinase activity
Source: RefSeq, a predicted model, not a curated record
CCCUGCCUGCUCGUCUCCCUCUCUCGCUGUCACGCUUUACUACAACCAGUCACGGCAUUCCAGAGAGGAAGUUACUAAGAUUGGAAAACGCAUAAACAAGUGUGAAGCUGUAAAAACUACGGGAAAGACAGCGUAGAAGUAAGAAUAGUGACAACGGUGGGUCAACAGAACAUGGAGUAGAAGCAGCGGCGGCUCGCAACAGAUGGAGGCGUUGAGAAGUUUGCUGUUUGUCGGGGCCGUGCUGCUUGGAGCGUCGGCUGCGCAGGGCAGAGAAGUAUGUCUCGGUACAGAUAUGAAACUGGCCCUGCCCUCUAGCCUGGAAAACCACUAUGUAACCCUGAAGCUGCUCUACACUGGCUGCCAAGUGGUGCACGGUAACCUGGAGAUUACGCAUCUUCAUGGAGACCCUGACCUCUCCUUUUUACAGGGAAUCGUGGAAGUGCAGGGUUACGUGCUUGUAUCCCAUGUUUCGGUGUCUCUGGUGCCGUUGGACAACCUUCGAAUCAUCCGUGGCAGCCAACUGUACAACUCCAGCUACGCACUGGCCGUACUUGACAACACGUUAAACGGAGAGGGACUGAGGACGCUCCGACUGCGGAGCCUCACAGAGAUCUUGCUGGGUGCUGUGUACAUUUGGGGAAACCCCCAGCUGUGUUUCCCAGAUCCCCAGAACAUUAUAUGGAGGGACACUUUGGAUGAGCAGAACAUUCACACCAGGCAGCACCGACUGCAGCAUCGAGCACCUAAAUGUCCAGCGUGUUCCUCUGUAUGUGCGAAUGUGAAAAGCUGCUGGGGUGAAACUGCGCAGGACUGUCAGACCUUGACUCGUACUAAAUGUGCGUCCGGCUGCCAGAGGUGCAAAGGUCCACUGUCCAGCGACUGCUGCCACAUGCAGUGUGCUGCUGGAUGCACAGGACCCAGAGAUUCAGACUGUCUAGCAUGCCGUCACUUUAAUGACAGUGGCGUGUGUAAAGAGAACUGUCCGCAACCAACCAUCUAUGACACGGUCACCUUUCAGACCAAACCCAACCCAAACAGGAAGUUUAACUUUGGGGCCACUUGUGUCAAGACAUGUCCCUAUAACUACCUUGCUAUGGAAGUGGCUUGUACUUUGAAUUGUCCCAAUGCCAACCAGGAAGUCAUAGUCAGCCAGCCUGAUGGAAGCGAGGCACAGAAGUGUGAGAAGUGUGAAGGAGACUGUCACAAAGUGUGUUAUGGCCUGGGUAUGGACAACCUUGGCAUUGUGGACAACCAUGGCGUGACUAUGGUAACAGCUUCUAAUGUGGAAGAGUUUAACGAGUGUAAGAAAAUCUUUGGAAGCCUGGCCUUCCUUCCUCAAAGCUUUGCAAGGGACCCACUGACAAACACAUCAGGUCUGACUGUGAAGCAGUUGAUGCCCUUUAGGAAUCUGGAGGAGAUUACAGGUUACUUAUACAUCGAGGGAUGGCCUGAAGAGUUGACCGAUUUGAGCGUGUUCGAGAACCUGAAAGUAAUCAGAGGCAGAGUGCUGUACAAGGGCGUGUUGUCACUUGGCGUCCAAAAUUUACACAUCCAGUCUCUGGGGUUGCGUUCGCUACGCAGUGUCAGUGGAGGUUUGGUCUUGUUGCACAACAAUUCCAAGCUGUGUUACACCGAAUCACUGUCCUGGGUGAGCCUGCUGCAUCCCACGCAAGGACCUCAUUACAUCAUCAACAACAACCAGGACCCUAACACCUGUGAGGACGAAGGACACAUUUGCCACCCAUUGUGCGAUGGUGGCUGUUGGGGCCCGGGGCCCAGCCAGUGCUUUUCCUGCAAAGGUUUCCAGCGUGGCAUCGAGUGUGUGGACCAUUGUGAUGUUGACCAGGGUGGAUGUUCUUUUGAUCCCAGGUCAAAGACAGGAACGUCGAGGCGGAGUUCCACGUUCAAACGGUGUUUUUAUUACAAAGAGAGCAAGAAGAAGCCAGAGAGUGUACAGAGUACAUUCAAACAAAAACAAUUAUGCAUAAAACCGAACGUACAGAGACUUUUCUCUGGAGUCAGUGCCGAUCUAGUAGCCUGCCGGUUACCCAGGACCUGUGCCAGGAGCGCUGACUCACCAACUGUCCCAAGACCUCUGAAUUUAUACAGACAUACAAGCAAGUUUGAUGUGGGAGUGGGUUUUCUCUUGGUGAACUUCCUCUGCAGGUGCGUUACCAUGGCAACCAUAGAAUGUCUCCCUCUUCUGCUUGCACACGUUCCAGGGGUCACUUACCAUUUCAGACAAGCACUAGAUGUUUAUUUUUAUAAACAUAGUUUAAGACAGACACUAGGCACCUCAUAUUGUCCAAGCAAAAGUUCUUGUUUUAAACUUCUUCAACCUUCUUGGGUCUGGUUCUCCUCUGGAGUCUGGCUGUCCUCUUGUUCCUCCUCUGGUGAGCCGUCCGCUGGAGUAGUUUGGGUCGUGUGGUACCACUUUCCUGGUCGUCCUUUCAGCUGCACAGCGUGCUGGGUCCUGGCCGUUGCCUCGUAUGGACCGUCCCACCUGGGCUGGUUCCUCCCCCUUUUGAGGACUUUCAGGCCUGUGCCAGAAUACAUCACCGGGUCACUGUGUGUCUCCUGUCACCCAGAGUGUCGACCUCUCAAUGGCUCUGUCUCUUGUAACGGCCCAGGGGCAGAACACUGCACAGAGUGCCGUAGCUUCCAGGACGGAGACUCCUGCGUGGACCACUGUCCCAGUGGGGUGAAAGAGGACCAGCAAACAGUGUGGAAGUACAGCAACGCCACGGGACACUGUCUGCCCUGCAAUAUGAACUGCUCGCUGUCCUGUACCGUGAUGGACGAGAGGGGCUGCCCCAUCGACACCAGGACUGGACCGGCUACGACCAUCGCAGCUGCAGUGGGCGGUGUGUUGCUUUUCUUCAUCCUGCUGGGAUUGCUCAUUUUCUACCUGAAGAGGCAGAAGAAGCUGAAGAGAAAGGAAACCAUGAGAAGGAUCCUGCAGGAACACGAGCUGGUUGAGCCUCUCACACCUAGCGGUGCGUCACCAAAUAAGGCUCAGAUGCGCAUCCUGAAGGAGACCGAGUUGAAGAAACUCAGAGUUCUGGGCGCUGGUGCCUUCGGUACCGUUUACAAGGGUGUGUGGGCUCCUGACGGUGAGAACGUGAAAAUACCUGUGGCUAUUAAAGUGUUACGAGAGAACACCUCCCCAAAGGCCAACAAAGAAAUCCUCGAUGAGGCGUACGUGAUGGCCGGGGUGGUCAGUCCUUACGUGUGUCGUCUUCUGGGGAUCUGUCUGACCUCCACUGUGCAGCUGGUCACUCAGCUGAUGCCGUAUGGCUGCCUGCUGGACUACGUCAGAGAAAACAAGGACCGCAUUGGCUCCCAGUCCCUGCUCAACUGGUGUGUCCAGAUUGCAAAGGGAAUGAGUUAUUUGGAGGAGGUGCGGUUGGUGCACCGAGAUUUAGCAGCACGUAAUGUCCUUGUGAAGAACCCGAACCACGUGAAGAUCACAGAUUUUGGCCUCGCUCGUCUGCUUGACAUCGACGAGACUGAGUAUCACGCUGAUGGAGGAAAAGUGCCAAUCAAAUGGAUGGCUCUGGAGUCUAUUCUGCACAGGAGGUUUACCCAUCAGAGCGAUGUCUGGAGCUACGGUGUGACUGUGUGGGAGCUGAUGACGUUUGGAGCCAAGCCUUACGACAUGAUCCCAGCCAGGGACAUCCCGGAUGUCCUCGAAGGAGGAGAACGUCUUCCUCAGCCGCUCAUAUGCACCAUCGACGUCUACAUGAUCAUGGUCAAAUGUUGGAUGAUCGAUCCAGAUAGCAGACCCAAGUUCAAAAGUCUGGUGAACGACUUCAGUGUCAUGGCCAGAGAUCCUCCUCGCUAUGUGGUCAUCCAGAAUGAUGAGCAGAUGAGCAUGUCCAGUCCCGUUGACAGCCAGUUCUUCCGCACAUUAAUGGAAGAGGAGGGGAACAACAUGAGGGAACUGUUGGAUGCCGAAGAGUAUUUGGUUCCUCAGCCAAACACCUUCCCCAGGACUCAGGGAGACGGACAGUCCAAUGGGCCAUCGAGACAUCAGUCGUACAGGAGCAGAGACCAGGGGUUAGAUGUAGAUCCUACAAUGAAUGGCGGCCCUCGUAGCAUGUACUCCUCUCUAAGCACUCUGGGUCGCAGUCAGUACCCAACGCUACCACUGGGGGCCAGCACCUCAAACGGCUUUUGGACCCCUCAGUAUUCCACACUGGUUCGCAGCCCCUCAGCCGAGGGCCAGUCUGACUCCGUCUUCCUCGACGGAGGGCCGGAUGACCCUUCGCUGCCCCCAGCAAGUCCUGGGCGCUACUGCAAAGACCCCACGUAUCCCGGCGGGAGCCAGGGAGACAUUGAGACAGAUGGGCCGAAUGGGUUUCAUCACACACUGCCCCGACAAAGUCACGGGUAUAAUCACAACCACGUAAUUCCAGAGUACGUAAACCAGGACGUCCAGGACUUCCGACCCGAGCGGCCCAGCACCCUGCCUCGGAAAAGCCGAGCAGACAGGCGACUCCCGAACGGCCUGAGCUCCGGUCACAGCGUAGAAAACCCCGGAUACUUGGUCCCGGCGAACUCCACCUCUCCUGCCUUCGACAACCCUUACUAUUUAGACCUUCUGGCUAAAGCCAAAGCAGUAGCCGGGGCCACGUCGAGCGAGGCGGCGUCGCAGAGGGACUCCAGAGUGACCAGGCCUCUGAACGGGUUUGUGACGCCCACGGCAGAAAACCCAGAAUACCUGGGACUGGUAGACUCCUGGAGUGGGCUUGGUUGAGGGUUGAGGGAAUGUUGGUGAACUCGAGGAGAGUCACAGAGUUGACCUCAGAUGUUCUGCUGAGGAAAAAGGCAUCAGUGGGGUGAAAGGGAAGAUGGAGCUUUGUGGAGCAGUGUGUUUGGAACUGUGACGUGAAGAAAUCCAAACCAGCUGAGGACGUUUGGCCAAAGUCCUCCCAACACCAGUUGUGGUACAACGCAACUCACAGCACGAUGUAGCACUUACCUACCCCUCGUCUACGGCGGCGGCGUCCUCCUCCUCCCAGCGGUGUGUAACCACUCGGUGCCAAAAUCAGGGUUGUUCUGUAAAUAGCACCGCCGUUCUUCCUGUCGUGGUAUAAAAAAAGUGUCUGAAUUCAA